This is a messenger RNA of Lodderomyces pseudojiufengensis, 399 nucleotides long. RefSeq names its product peptide-methionine (R)-S-oxide reductase. Gene Ontology annotation, molecular function: peptide-methionine (R)-S-oxide reductase activity. Lineage: Eukaryota; Fungi; Ascomycota; Pichiomycetes; Serinales; Debaryomycetaceae. The record is from RefSeq and is a predicted model, not a curated record. The transcript has a single exon. Bases 1 to 399 code for a protein of 132 amino acids. Gene Ontology annotation, biological process: protein repair; response to oxidative stress. Gene Ontology annotation, cellular component: cytoplasm.
AUGUCAAAUAAAACUGAUGCAGAAUGGAGGGCCACCCUAUCCCCUGAAGAGUACGAUGUCUUAAGGAACAAAGGUACAGAAAGACCAUACAGUGGGAAAUAUUUGAGUAAUACUGAUCAUGGAAUUUACGAAUGUCGUGGUUGUGGGAACCCGCUUUACCCUAGUUCAACUAAGUUUCAAUCAUGUGGUUGGCCAAGUUACGCAGAUUCAAUACCAGGGGCAAUUAAAACAAAUAAAGAUUAUUCUCAUGGGAUGGUUAGAACUGAGGCUACAUGUGCCAAAUGCGGUUCUCAUCUUGGUCAUAUUUUUGAGGGAGAAGUUAAUUCUGGAAGUCCUACAGGUGUCAGACACUGUAUAAAUUCAAUUGCCUUGGAUUUUAAACCAAAAAAGGAAGCUUGA